UCCUUACGACCGAUAAGCCUUGCUGCAGGCUCCAAGUACACUCCAGCUACACAGAACGUCUUGAGUGGGAGACUAUAGAGCAUGAAUAACACAACAAUCCUAAACAUGAGUCAUGUGAUGCAUAACAACAUCAUCAAUCAGUGACACCGUGCAGAACCCAGCCCAGACUAUAAGUCCUUCAAGUAUUAUCAUUGCGUCAUCAUUGGGGAGUGAAUCUCUAUAAAUACCGAGUUCUGGAGGGAUUUAUGGACAAGCGUCAUUUCACCACCAGGCCAGUGUGUCGUCAUCAACCGAAAAUGAAAGUGUUUGCUUUGGUCUGCGUUGCACUCCUACUGUCUUUGUCAGGAGCUGCUAGUUCAUCAUGCUACAAUCGAUGUGGUAACAGUUACAGCGGAUCUUAUUCUUGCCAGUGUAACUCUAAUUGCGCCCGAUACAGAGAUUGCUGUAGUGACUAUGUCCUGCACUGUCAACUCGGUUCCUGUCAGGGACGUUGCGAGACCAGCUACGACGGUAGCAAACCUUGUCAAUGUAACACGUCAUGUGAUCGGUACGGUGAUUGCUGUGUGGACUACGAAACCCAGUGCUCUGGUGACAGUCCCGUUGUUACAUCAGCACCAAGUAACCCCGGGGAUGGCAGCGCCCCAACCGACAUGGACGAGUUUGCCACUGCCGUGUGGAACGCCGAUGUCAACCGCUUGAGCAGCUCCGACUACUCCAUGAAUGUAGGAACUUACAUCAGUAACUCCGGAGCCAAACAAGACGUCUCCAGCAACCCGAUGUUCACAUCUGUAAACACCGCCUUCUUUCAGCGUGACACCUACAAGACUCUAAUUAGCCUCUUUGAUAACUACAUCACCUCCCAAGGUCAAUCUGAGGUCACCACGGCACUUGAGCAAGCUGAACAAGAUGCCUUCAUGGACGCCAUGUUUGAUACCACUGUAAUGAGUAUUGCCUACCAGUACGUCAAAUCAUUGGGUUAUUACUCUACUUUAUCUCAGUACAAGGAGUUUGUACGCGGUCUUAUAUUCACUCCCUACACACGCAAGGCAUCCAAGGAUACCUCCGGCUUUGAGCAUGUCUUCACUGGAGAGUUCUCAGACAGCUCGUCCGUGUCUGGAUUCCACAACUGGGUCCGCAUGUACCUUCUCGAACAAGAAGGGGUCAUGAACUACUAUGGAUACAUGAAUAUUCAAGAGCCAAACCAGAUACUGUACCAGUUUGAAUGGGAAAACCGCGUCAAGCCAAUUACUUCGAUCAUGCAUGGCGUCAGCCCCGAGUUUGAAAUGGCCAUCUUCUCCACGUGUUUCCUGACCCGACGCAACGCCGUAUGUGACAUGACGAUCAAUGGCGGCAGUGCUUCCGUCCAGACGUGGGACUACAACGGCGCCGAUGUCUUCGGCUCUGCAUACUUCAUUGCUUAAACAAAAAUAAAAUUCUCCAAGUUGAGCUCAGUUUGAGCUUUCAAAGUUGAUUUAAAAUGAUAUUCUGAUGGCCCUUUUCAUAUCCACGGCCUCGGCUUUGGAUUCGGCUUUAGGUUCCGUUCUAUCGUACGUCUGAAGCCCUGAGCACGUACUCAAUUCCAAAGCACGUGCAAAUAUUCAAAACAACCGCGGGCCAAGCUAGCCUUAGCCGAAUCUGGAGCCGUGGUUUCGAAAAGGGUCAAAGCUAAAAUAUCAUGCGUCAUCUUCUUCCAGCAAACACGGGACGGUCGACUUGGUAUAUCAACGGACGACUUGUCUUUUACGAACGGUCGAAGUGUCUUACCAAUACCAGUUGACUUGCCUCACCGGACGACCUGUCGAAUUAAUCAACAGACGAAUCGUCUGGUUUUACAUUCGUUAAUAAUUUGAAUAUUUCACGUAAUGUUUAAUUUUGAAUCUGUUUGGGUUGAAGUAAGUAUACCACUGUCAACCCUUCAAAAUAAUAAUAUAUCCAUAAAAGAGUCGUCUGGCGACUCGAUCCAAGCAAUGGUAACACUAUUAAACUGCAAACUACAACUCUUUCCAGUGUGCUCAAUAAAGUGCAUGGAGUCAAACUCCCUGGUAAUAAUCCUUCGUAUUGCCAACUUUCAGAAUAACAAUAAUGCAGGUAUUAAAUCAGAAUUAAAUAAUCA
This is a messenger RNA of Asterias rubens (European starfish), 2113 nucleotides long. RefSeq names its product poly(U)-specific endoribonuclease-like. The record is from RefSeq and is a predicted model, not a curated record. The transcript is spliced from 8 exons. Gene Ontology annotation, molecular function: RNA endonuclease activity. NCBI's taxonomy places the organism in Eukaryota, Metazoa, Echinodermata, Asteroidea, Forcipulatida, Asteriidae. The coding region runs from base 246 to 1421 and encodes 391 amino acids.